CUUUUCUACUUACUCAAUUUACUCAAUUUUCUUCAGCACCAGACUAACAUUCACAUGUUGGAUGAAUAUUAAAGGUUUUCUUUCUCGAUAUUAAAUAUUGAAGUAAUUGCAUCAUGAAUUUCCAAAAAUGAGAUGUGUCUCUACAGUACCUAAAUCUGGAACUAUAGAAAACGGGGGGUAACGAAAAAAGGGGGGAGAACCUACACAGUCAUCCAAAAUUCUCACCAAAUAAAACUUAAGAUGGAAUCACAAAUACUGUCUAGCAUCGGAGAGACUGGCUUCAAUCCAAAACAUGCUGUUAUUUGGCUUGAAGACCAACCCGAAGAGUUACAGCUUUGGCAGUCCAUCUUUGAAGAGCUUCUCCUUUUUGCUGCGAAGCCAAGACAAUCAUCUGGGAAUGCUUGUGUAAAACUAUAUGGUUUUGUCGAGCAAUGCUCUAAAUCUACCAAACCCGGGUUAAGAUCCUUUGCUUUCGCAGAGGACACUGCCCUGAAGCUCUUCAACUUCUUCAUGGAAUGGAAUGAGCAAGAUUCCCACCGAUCUAUGAGACUUAUAUUGGAUUUCCUUAUACACUCCAUAUCUAAUAAUCCCACACCAGAGACUGGUGCCUCUGUUAAGGUAGCUAUAUUGAACAAUACCCUAUCCACAAUCACUCAGCAGUCAUCCCGACCGUCCGUGAAAUCUGCCCUGGUUGCUCUAGACCAUUUGAUCCAGAAGAAAUUAGUAUACCUAUACAGCAUUCUGGAGAGAUUCAGAGAGAUUCACAGUCUCCCCCCAGAGGAUGACGCACUCUGGAAUGCCUUCAUUGCCAAGAUUUUUGCCUGGAUGGAACAGCAUCACAUGUGCCCUGUAGCUGGAAAGCUCCUCGUUACUAUCUUCACUAGUCCUUGGUACGAAGACAGUGAUAUAACGCAUCGACCCGAGGCCUGGCACAAAUUCAUAUUCAGGGGCUUGGAGUCGAACUUGGAGUACCUUGAGCCAAUUAAACAUUACAUUUUCGUCCCGUUGUUCAAAACGGAUAGGCCUGGUGCAUUGAUGUACCUAAACCAUCUCUUUUCCCUGCAAAAGCUCACCAAAAAUGGCAGCGGCAGCUGGGACCUCAAUUCAAUGCUCUGGCUCGCCAUGCUUGAAGAAGGGAAGAAGUUUGGAGUAGUAAAUGAACCAGGUCGUGAAUCGGAGCAGAACUCUGCAUCGGCUUUCUAUCUCCAAGCAGACGUGCUUGAGAGUGUCUUAUGCCACGACUCUAAUGAGGCGCGAUCAUCCGCCUUCUCUGUUCUCAUUGCGUCACCCUCCACAACGAAACCAUAUACAGUAGAAGCACUAGAGCUCCUUAAACAACAUUUGCCGUCAUUCCACGAGGAUGCCGAGCCGAAGAUGCGCUACGACGUUUUAGGGCAUUCAAGGAAUAUGCUAAAACGAAUCCAAAAUACCGUGGAGUCACUUCGGCGAGGAGAAGAACGGAUUUCAAAGAAGACUGAAAAGCCGGGAUCAAGUAAAGUGGCGAGUAAAAGUGCCCCUUCGACGUCUGCUGAAGAAGCAAAAAAUCACGUUCCCGAAAAGCAACAGAACGACACUGUGACAAAAAUGCGUGCCACGCUACGCCAACACGAAGACUUUAUCUCCUGGUAUAUUGGGUUUCUCAGGAGUGAACUCGCUCCUACCACAUCCUACCAGCGACAUAUAACCGCAUUAAAGGCAAUGGGGUUCAUAAUUCAGCCAGUACCACCUCAAGGGGGUGGCUCUUCUGAGUUAAAAGAUUUACUGGUUGAUGCAACAUGGUUCCGCUUAAAUUUGGAUCUGAUAAUGGACCCCUUCGAUGAUGUUAGGGAGGUUGCAACUUCAUUGAUGAUGUCGCUAUCAAUUGAAAGUAACAAGCCGGACUCACAAAAGCAGGUAGGUGUAGUAGGAAAGACGACCACCGAAGAGCUUCGAAGCUUUUGCCAUAAGGCAGACGAACUUGCCAGGAGAACUGCUCGUGCUGAUCACUCUGAUGGUGCUGCUCGAUCUUUCGAGCUCCUGUGCCGUUGGAGUUUGACUAUGAGUGACCGACUUCAAAUUCCAUUUAAGGUGCUGUCAAGUCUUGAGGCUAAACUCUCCUCGGCCGAGCAAGAUCUGGCAAAUGCAGUACUCCAAGCUCCAUUACAUGGUAGCUUUGCGUCUCUUCGCUAUAUAUGGGGUUCGCUUUGGAAUACCAAGUUUUCCGAGGCGGAGCUCAGCUUGCUAGAUGAAUUACAGAGCCGUGCCGUUAUAUGUUGUCAACGGAUAUGGAAAGCUGUACGACAUGUUCUUUGCGAUGAUUCUCCCGAAGGCCACCUGCCAGAGGAGCUCGAGGAAGUUGAGGGUCUCGAUACUAAGGACUUAUUAAGCUACAGUUUUCGUGCAAUCCAUGAGUCCAGCAACUUAAUGCGAACAAUAGCAAAUAACGCUCGUCAAAGCCGUUCCAGGGGGCUUCUAGCGCCCUCUAAACAUAACUUUGAGGAAAUCGGACGGCUCACGUUCGAUGAAUUGUCAAACCUGCGACAUCGAGGAGCAUUCACGACUGUAUCUCAGACUUUUACGACUUGCUGUCAAUUGGUCAAGUGUUUCCCGGUUGACUCGAAGGAUGGGCCAAGUUUGCUAGAUGAAUGGUACGAGGGGGCUCUUGCUUGCAUCCACACGCAGGCAUCAACCACUCGGAGAUCUGCAGGUAUCCCAGCUCUCAUAGUUGGCAUACUUUCAUCUCAUUCAGAUCGCCCAUCUUUUGAGGAGGUGAUUCGUAAUCUCCAGGAAAUUGGUCGUCGACCAGCAUUAGUAUCCGAGACAGACGGGUCGAAUCUGCCUCAAGUGCAUGCUUUAAACUGCAUUAAGGACAUUUUCAAGAGUUCUUAUCUGAGUAAAGGAGCAGGGCCGUAUCUCACUGACUGCCUCCAGCUAGCAGUUGAUAGUCUCAGAUCAGAAUUAUGGGCGAUUCGGAACUGCGGUCUUCUGCUUCUACGAAGUCUCAUUGACUGUCUCUUUGGUACAAGUGAAAGCAAGGCUUCCAUUGAGGGCGGUUGGGACGGCCGGACCAUUAAGAUCCCCUAUCAUAAGUUCAAGGCUCUCCCUUCACUUAUCGUGAAUCUUUUAGAGAUGGGUCAGCAAUCAAAGGGGGUCUUGAUAGGGACACAAACGGCCGAGUCGGUCUUCCCGGCACUCGAUAUCAUCCGCCGCGCUGGACCACCCGAGGAGUUCCGCGAUAAACUCUACGAUAUCAUUGCGUGGUACUUGGGAAGUCACAUCUGGCAUGUCCGAGAAAUUGCAGCUCGGACCUUGUGUUCUUUUCUUCUCAGACCAGGCUGGUUGGAAGCCGUUACGAAUCUCUUGGUUAGCUCUGGAUCAUCUGCAAACAAGCUUCACGGCGCGCUUCUAACCCUCAAAUUCUUACUUGAUCGGCUUGCUGAGGUCAUGCCUGAACAACUUCGAGACCAAGAUAUACGUGCUGUCUAUGACUUGCUCGUGAAACUACCUUCAAUAAAUCCCUAUAUUAUCACAUGUUCAGAAGCAAGGGCCGUCUGUAUCGAGAUUAUCAACUUCUUGACAAGAUUGAACUUUUCAGAAAGCCCGCGAGAAACAGAUCUUGUGACCGGACUUUCGGGACUCAGCACUGACUUUGGUACAAGCACGGGGCCCUCGGCAUUACUCGAUAUCAGACUUGGACAGGUAACUGUUCAGCAUGUUCUUCAGCAAUCCAGCACAGAUAUGGGUACAACUCUGGCACACAUCUUGACGGCCGCUCUAGAAGGAGAUAUCAACGUUGCUUGCUCUAUACUAGAGAGUAUGCCUACUAUAAAUUCGGCAAAAUCGGACGAAGCUCGAGCAAGCCAAGUUGACGCAUACAUACAAGUAUGCCUAGCGACAGAUGCCCCUGAGCCACGCACAAUCGCCUUGGAGAAUCUCUCAACCCUGAUAGAUGAAAUGCUUUGCAACAAAUCAGGGACAGUUCUAGGGAAAAUUCCCACCAAAGAGGUUGUCGUGCAGCUGUGGGCGGAUCUACACAGGAAGCCCAUGAGCCCGAGUCUCUCGGAUGCCAUCAUCCGGGCAAGCGGGCCCCUACUAGCCACCAUCAUUUUGCGAUCUGAUGAAACUGCCAGAAAUGAUACAGAGCGGUGGUUAAGAGCCUGGGGCGUAAUGAUGACUGAUGCUGGAAUCGCAGACAGGACAUUCGAUGCACGCAUGGCCGCUGUCAACGCCAUGACUUCGUUCUCAGCAAGUCUGAACUUAGCUGCAGAAGCGACCCCCAAUCCAGCACACCUCCCCUGGCUCCUAGCCCUAUACGAUGCCCUCAAUGACGACGACGACGAGAUCCGCGCUGCCGCUGCCGCCGCCACCACGCCCAUCCUGUCGAACCAGCGCCUCGUCUCCGUCGAGGCGGGGAAGCGUCUGCUCCACUGGCUCGUGUCGCGCUACGGCGCCCUCGACGAGUUCAGAGCGCACGUCGCGUGUCGCAUGGCGGGGCACACUCCUCCUACCCCUAACACCGCGCUACUGCUAGCCGACUGGGUCCCGGCAGAGGCGCAGCUCGCGGACGCCAUGCGCUUCGACGACGCGCUGUUCGUCGUCGAGGAGCAGAACUUGUACGUCGACGAGGUGCGCGAGGCUCGUCGGUGGCGCGACGUCUUCUUGUCGCUGCCGACAUCGCCUGCUACACCCAAAGCAACGCUCGAGGAAUGGACGCUCGCGGGCCUGCGGACGCUGACGCGGAUCGCGAGGAUGGAGGGAGGCGAUGGACCGCUCGGCUGGACGUCGAAGCCGGAGGUUUUUGCGAUUUGUGCGCGGGUUUUGGUUAGUGGUGCUGCGAUUGCUAGGGGUGGUGCGGGUGCGGAUGGGGUUAUGGGUGAGUUGCGCCGGUUUGGGGAUGAGGGACGGGUGGCGGGGGUGAAUGGGCUGUUGCUUGAUAUGUGUGUAGAGGGGUUGGAUGGUCGGUGAUGAUAGUGGUUGUCGUUGUCGUAAGGGGGGAAAGGGAAAAGGGGGUGGGGAAAGGGGCAGGCUUUGGCGUGGAUUAGUAGGGGGGUGGGUGGUUGUGGUAGUUACCCCCCCCUCUUUAAUGGAGGAAUUUUCACAGCUCAUGACAUGUCCUUGAUAGUAAAAUCUUCAUAUUCAAGAUGGAAUACAACAUUAUACCUAC
This is a messenger RNA of Hypoxylon fragiforme, 5143 nucleotides long. RefSeq names its product putative death-receptor fusion protein-domain-containing protein. The record is from RefSeq and is a predicted model, not a curated record. The transcript is spliced from 10 exons. The coding region runs from base 241 to 4944 and encodes 1567 amino acids. Gene Ontology annotation, cellular component: cytosol. NCBI's taxonomy places the organism in Eukaryota, Fungi, Ascomycota, Sordariomycetes, Xylariales, Hypoxylaceae. Gene Ontology annotation, biological process: tRNA methylation.